AUCUGACGAGCGGCCAUUCAUCAGGCCGGCUGGCCUAUCAAUGACAUUGCUCCCAUCGGGGCUCCUAUAAAAUGAUGCUUUUUCCCAUGAAACAUCCGCAAACAUUUUGACGGGUUUGGCUUUGCCCGGCUGGAUUACUGAGUGUCCCCUCGCUCGCUCGCUGGCCGGCUCUCCCCCUUGUCCCUGCUCUCUCUCCUUUCUUCUCUCUGCUUUGCUCCUUUCUCUUCCCUUUCUUCUUUCUCUUUCUUUUCCUUUCCUCCUUUAUUCUUUUGCCCUUGAACGCUCCACGUCUCUUCUCCUUAUCCUCACUCCCUCCCUCCCUGGGCAUCUUUAGCACAGGGGGAUCCCCAAACAUCAGGACUUUUGGGGGGCGCCUGUGCUGUCCAUGGGAAGAGCAUGCAUUGUGGGUUACUGGAGGAACCCGACAUGGAUUCCACAGAGAGCUGGAUUGAAAGAUGUCUCAAUGAAAGUGAAAACAAACGUUAUUCCAGUCACACAUCUCUGGGGAAUGUUUCUAAUGAUGAAAACGAGGAAAAAGAAAAUAAUAGAGCAUCCAAGCCCCACUCCACUCCUGCUACUCUGCAAUGGCUGGAGGAGAACUAUGAGAUUGCAGAAGGCGUCUGCAUCCCCCGCAGCGCCCUCUACAUGCACUACCUGGAUUUCUGCGAGAAGAAUGACACUCAGCCUGUCAAUGCUGCCAGCUUCGGAAAGAUCAUAAGGCAGCAGUUUCCUCAGUUGACCACCAGAAGACUCGGGACCCGAGGACAGUCAAAGUAUCAUUACUAUGGCAUUGCGGUGAAGGAAAGUUCUCAAUAUUAUGAUGUGAUGUAUUCCAAGAAAGGAGCCGCCUGGGUGAGCGAGACGGGCAAGAAAGAAGUGAGCAAGCAGACAGUGGCAUAUUCACCCCGGUCCAAACUUGGAACCUUGCUGCCAGAGUUUCCAAAUGUCAAAGAUCUAAACCUGCCAGCCAGUCUACCUGAGGAGAAGGUUUCGACCUUCAUUAUGAUGUAUAGAACACACUGUCAGAGAAUACUAGACACUGUAAUAAGAGCCAACUUUGAUGAGGUUCAAAGUUUCCUUCUGCACUUUUGGCAAGGAAUGCCACCCCACAUGCUGCCUGUGCUGGGCUCGUCCACGGUGGUGAAUAUCGUUGGCGUGUGUGACUCCAUCCUCUACAAAGCGAUCUCCGGCGUGUUGAUGCCCACCGUGUUGCAGGCACUACCUGACAGCUUAACUCAGGUGAUCCGAAAGUUUGCCAAGCAGUUAGAUGAGUGGCUUAAAGUGGCUCUCCAUGACCUCCCAGAAAAUCUGCGAAACAUCAAAUUUGAAUUGUCUAGAAGGUUUUCCCAAAUUCUGAGACGACAGACAUCCCUAAACCAUCUUUGCCAGGCCUCUCGAACAGUGAUCCACAGUGCGGACAUCACAUUCCAGAUGUUGGAAGACUGGAGAAAUGUGGACCUCAACAGUAUCACCAAGCAAACACUUUAUACCAUGGAAGAUUCCCGCGAUGAACACCGGAAGCUGAUCAUCCAGUUGUAUCAGGAGUUUGACCACCUUCUGGAGGAGCAGUCUCCUAUUGAGUCCUACAUCGAGUGGUUAGACACCAUGGUGGACAGGUGUGUUGUGAAGGUGGCUGCCAAGAGACAAGGAUCUCUAAAGAAAGUGGCCCAGCAGUUCCUCUUGAUGUGGUCCUGCUUUGGUACAAGGGUUAUCCGGGACAUGACCUUGCAUAGUGCCCCCAGCUUCGGGUCUUUUCACCUAAUUCACUUGAUGUUUGAUGACUACGUGCUCUACCUAUUAGAAUCCCUGCACUGUCAGGAGAGGGCCAAUGAGCUCAUGCGAGCCAUGAAGGGAGAAGGCAGCAUUGCAGAGGUCCAAGAAGAGAUUAUCCUGACAGAGGCUGCCCCACCAACCCCUUCGCCAGUGCCAUCGUUUUCUCCAGCAAAAUCUGCCACAUCUGUGGAAGUGCCGCCUCCUUCCUCCCCUGUCAGCAACUCAUCCCCUGAGUACACUGGUCUCAGCAGUACAGGAGCGAUGCAGUCAUAUACAUGGUCUCUGACAUACACAGUGACCACAGCAGCUGGGUCCCCAGCUGAAAACACCCAACAGCUGCCUUGCAUGAGGAGUACUCAUGUGCCUUCUUCCUCCGUCGCACACAGGAUACCAAUGUAUCCCCACCGAGAGGAGCACGGAUACACAGGAAGCUAUAACUAUGGGAGCUAUGGCAACCAACAUCCUCACCCAAUGCAGAGCCAGUACCCGGCCCUCCCUCAUGACACAGCCAUCUCGGGACCACUCCACUACUCCCCUUACCAUAGGAGCUCUGCACAGUACCCUUUCAAUAGCCCCACUUCCCGGAUGGAACCUUGUCUGAUGAGCAGUACUCCCAGACUGCAUCCUACCCCAGUCACCCCCCGCUGGCCAGAGGUACCCACAGCCAACACGUGCUACACAAGUCCGUCUGUGCAUUCCACGAGGUAUGGAAACUCUAGUGACAUGUACACGCCCCUGACCACGCGCAGGAAUUCUGAGUAUGAGCACAUGCAACACUUUCCUGGCUUUGCUUAUAUCAACGGAGAAGCCUCCACAGGAUGGGCUAAGUGACUUCUAUCAUAGGAAUCCAUAUUUAAUAUUAAUAAUAAUAAUUAAUAAUAAUAAACCCAACACCUACCCAACCCCAGAGGACUUUAUCUCUAUUCAUCAUAAUUCAUGGACUCUUCCUAGAUAUCCAUUUUCCUAGUGAAUGGGAGACUGGGAUUCAGUGUGGGAUGAAUAAACUUUAGUUCAGAAACAGGACUCACUAUAAGUCAGUGAUACUGGGUUCCUGUAACCAAGCCAGACUUGAUUGUUUCUCUAGAGCACUAUCUUGGGCAGGCCAACCUGUGCCUUUUCCCUCUGUUCCAUGACUUUGUUUUGUGUUAGCAACCACUCCUGGUAAGCUACUUAUUUCACUGUUGAUAAAAGCUCUUUUAGUCUUGAAGGAUGGAUACUGGAGAUGGAGUCUGGUUUGUUUUCUUGGAUGGGCACAUAAUUUACCAAGAGUAUUUGCCUUGCCGUCUCUCUGUCAUCUUAAUAUACAAUGAACAGCCUUCAGAUUUGUUCUGUGCAUCUCUUCUUCCUGGCAAUGUUAUCUCUCCUUCCUGGAGCACCAGGCUAAAUGGAGGUGCCUAAGAACUCUAGACUCCCUGUUACCAUCACAGGACCUGCAUUAUCUUUGGAAUGUAAGCACAGUCUAGAGGGAAGGAAGAGGCCUGUUCUUAUGCCUAACGUUGGUUGAUGAAUGUAGGAGACUGGUUCUUCUACAUACAAGUAUUUGUCCUAAGUUUGCACAAUGGCUAGUAUCAGUAAAAGGCAGGAGAGGGUUUUCUUUUCUUUUUAUUUUUUUAAGUUGUGUGAGAAUGUGGAUUUAUGGCAUCGAGUAUCACACUCAGCUCUGCUGUAUUACCUUUGUGAAACUGGAUGGACCAAAUGUUAACUUUUCAAGCACCCAGUGUGAAAUGACUUUCAUGGUUCCUUCAUAAGACUAUAAAAAUUUCCGCCACUUUGAUAGAUUAAAAAAAAAUUCAAAGCUGUGCCUUUGAGCCUAUACUAUACUGUGUAUGUGUGGAAAUAAAAAUGUACUGUACUUUUGGAAUUUUUUUCAUAGGCAUUUUUCUGUCAGAUUUGUAGCGAUUUGUGAGGUUUGUUAGAGAUUAACAUAAGUUUUUUUUUCUGUAUUAUAAAAUGCACCAAGCAAUUAUGGUGGACUUAUUACCCUAUGGGUAAAAAAUAAAUGGAAAUAUGACAUCGGAUGUUUUAGCAAUUUUUCUGUAAAUAAAAUCUUCGAUCACACCACUCAGUGUGAUAAUCAUGUCUACAGCUAAAAUGGAAAUAGUUUUAUCUGUACAGUUGUGCAAGAAAAGAAUGGUUUCACACUCAAAUAAAAAGUAUUGAAAUGA
Erinaceus europaeus (western European hedgehog) is the source of this 3938-nucleotide messenger RNA. RefSeq names its product regulatory factor X4 (gene RFX4). Lineage: Eukaryota; Metazoa; Chordata; Mammalia; Eulipotyphla; Erinaceidae. The coding region runs from base 397 to 2604 and encodes 735 amino acids. Gene Ontology annotation, molecular function: RNA polymerase II cis-regulatory region sequence-specific DNA binding; DNA-binding transcription factor activity, RNA polymerase II-specific. The record is from RefSeq and is a predicted model, not a curated record. The transcript is spliced from 18 exons. Gene Ontology annotation, biological process: regulation of transcription by RNA polymerase II.